This is a messenger RNA of Peronospora matthiolae, 285 nucleotides long. Lineage: Eukaryota; Oomycota; Peronosporomycetes; Peronosporales; Peronosporaceae. The record is from the annotation of a GenBank genome assembly.
AUGGACGAGAAUUACAACCCAGAGUCCUGUACACCUCUAGAUUACAAGAUGCCGGCAAUGCCAGUUCGGGUGGCCUUAGCGAGCUGCGUGGAGUUCAGCGCAGCCGUGCAUGCACGCUCGCGCCUGCUGUGGGAAUGGCGCCAAAAUUACGGGCGGUUGGUACGAGACCGCGAGGGGUGCCCGGACAGCUGCUAUUUUGAGAAGCUAUCCAUCCACAAGAAGCGGGCGAAGAAAGCCAAGAACCGCCUCGGUAUCCAGAGAAAUAGCAGAAAAGGCAUCCCAUGA